This is a messenger RNA of Vicia villosa (hairy vetch), 2808 nucleotides long. RefSeq names its product golgin candidate 1. Gene Ontology annotation, cellular component: Golgi cisterna; Golgi membrane. Gene Ontology annotation, biological process: Golgi organization; retrograde transport, vesicle recycling within Golgi. Lineage: Eukaryota; Viridiplantae; Streptophyta; Magnoliopsida; Fabales; Fabaceae. The transcript is spliced from 21 exons. The record is from RefSeq and is a predicted model, not a curated record. The coding region runs from base 312 to 2432 and encodes 706 amino acids.
AAAAAAAAUCAAGUAGCGUUUGCGUAAAGAGGCAUUCAUUUCUGAAAAGGUAAUUCGGUGGUUGGAGCCUGAAAGUACGAUAGAGCGGCAAUCUACACAAUCAAUUCCAAAGAAGAAUCACUUAUUUGAAUAAUCACUUCUUUGAAGUACAGUUUUGUUUUUAAUAAUCGCUUUUUUCUCGCGAUUGACCGUAAUUCAGAACAGAAAACAACAGUGGCAGUGUUGUGUGGAUUGUGAAAUCAAAGCGACGUCGUAUUAUGAUUGAAGCUCAACUGCUAUUGAAUCUCUGAAUCUGAUUCGUUUUUCUUACAAUGGCGUCGUGGCUCAAAGCCGCUGAAGAUUUAUUUGAAGUUGUUGAUCGAAGAGCGAAGCUGGUUGCCAGUGACAUAGCAGAAGAACAAUCUGAUUCCAAGUCUCCAGAAUUAGCUUCAAAUGGGCAAGGAUCUCAAGGCAAAAGGAAGAAAUCAAAAGCUAAGGCUCAAAAGAGAUUGUCCGACCCAUCAACUAUAGUUAGUGAUACUACUAAGGAGAAAAUUGGAUCUCCAGCAGCAACAUUGGAUGUAACAACUCCAAGCGAAAAAAUUGAUCCUGUAGCCAAACAUGAUGAGAGCGAUUCCGUUUCCACAAUUCAACCAAAGGAGCAGCAACCUACUGAUGCAACAUCACCCAUAUUAGAGACUUCGUUGACAAAAGUGCUAGCUAGUGAUGCUGAUAAACAUGACACAGGUGAUGUGGAAGUCUUAGUAAAUGAUACUGCUGUUGAUGUUACUAGUACUUCUGCAAAUAAUGAGCCUGUCAAAGAGACUGCUUCAGAUAUUCAUGAAGCGGAUCCUUCUUCUUCUCCCAAUGGAAUGAAAGGCCCCAAUCACGAAUCUACAAGUACUGACCAAAUUAUCAAGGCUGGAGAUUUAGACUCCAACCAAUAUAAGGAUCAAGAAAAAACUGAAUCUGUGGCUGAUGAUGUAGCUCCUAAUAAUGAUACUAUCCUUAAAGAUUCUGAUAUAAAAGCUGAACCUACAGUGAAUCAAAAGAGUCAAGAGGAUCAUAAAACUGACAUAUCCCCCGAAAAAGUACAGGAUCAGCUUGAAGAGGCCCAAGGAUUGCUCAAAACAACGAAAUCUACUGGUCAGUCUAAAGAGGCAAGGUUAGCUCGGGUUUGUGCUGGACUAUCAUCUCGCCUUCAAGAAUACAAAUCCGAAAAUGCACAGUUAGAGGAACUUCUUACUGCAGAGAGAGAGCUAAGCAAAUCAUAUGAGGCUAGCAUAAAGCAGCUACAAAAGGAUUUGUCUGAAAGUAAAAAGGAAGUUACAAGAGUUGAGUCAAAUAUGGCUGAGGCCUUGGCAGCCAAAAAUGCUGAAAUCGAGGCAGUUCUAAGUUCUGUGGAGGCAGUUAAAAGGCAGGCUGCAUUGUCAGAAGGAAAUCUAGCUUCCCUGCAGGCAAACAUGGAGUCUAUGAUGAGAAAUCGGGAACUAUCAGAGACGAGGAUGAUGCAGGCUCUGAGAGAAGAGCUAGCAUCUGUUGAGCGAAGAGCAGAAGAGGAGCGUGCUGCACAUAAUGCUACCAAAUUGGCUGCUAUGGAAAGAGAAGUGGAAUUGGAGCAUAGAGCAGUUGAGUCAUCUACAGCCCUUGCAAGGAUACAGAGAAUAGCAGAUGAAAGGACAACAAAGGCCACAGAACUUGAGCAGAAGGUGGCACUCCUCGAGGUUGAAUGCUCAUCUUUGAAUCAAGAAAUGCAAGACAUGGAAGUUCGUUUGCGCCGGGAACAAAAAAAAUCACCAGAAGAGGCAAAUCAAGUAAUUCAGAUACAGGCAUGGCAGGAAGAAGUGGAGCGUGCUCGUCAGGGUCAGAGGGAAGCUGACAACAAAUUAUCUUCUUUGGAGACUGAACUACAAAAACUGAGAGUUGAAAUGGCUGCAAUGAAGAGGGAUGCUGAGCAUUAUUCACGUCAGGAGCAUACGGAGUUAGAGAAACGUUAUCGGGAACUGACUGAUCUUUUGUACUACAAACAAACACAAUUAGAAACCAUGGUCAGUGAAAAAGCGGCCAUAGAGUUUCAGUUGGAGAAGGAAAUUAAGCGUCUUAAGGAAGCACAGGCUGAGACCGAAAGAAGUAGAGUUCCUCGUCGAGCAUCAUCAACUUGGGAAGAUGAGAGUGAUAUAAAAGCCCUGGAGCCUCUUCCUUUGCAUCACCGUCACUUGGCUGGUGCAAGUGUUCAGUUGCAGAAAGCAGUUAAACUGCUAGAUUCAGGGGCAGUAAGAGCCACAAGAUUCCUCUGGCGUUAUCCAACAGCUCGAGUUUUUCUAUUUUUCUAUUUGGUGUUUGUACAUCUCUUCUUGAUGUAUCUCAUGCAUCGGCUUCAGGUUCAAGCAGACAGUAUGGCUGAUAGAGAAGUUGCAGAAUCUAUGGGACUUACUAACCAAAGUUUACCAUGAGUUAUCUGAAUAUUCCAUUUAGGACUUUUCUGACUACAUGUUUUCAAAUGUACAUUUUUAAAACACUUGUUUGGGUGGCUUGAUAACAGUUCAGCAAAUACUCAAGCAUGCAAACCCAAAGAAAAACCAACAAGCAUCUAAUCUCAUGGGAGGUGAAUCUUAGAGAAACUGCUGCGGAUUGGAGUUGGGAUAAAAUUGAACUGAAUGAUGAUUAAAUGGAUGGCAGCAUCUCUUUCUCGGCUAGACAUUCCUGUGAAUUGGAUUGUUUAAUCAUGUUUGUCCUUUCCUUUUUAUUUUAUACUGAGAAUUGUAUUUUGAGGAAGUAACAAUAUUGUAGAUACAAAUUUAUUGUUAUAUCAAUUUCUUUUGGUAUUUA